Messenger RNA from Plasmodium gaboni, 2511 nucleotides. RefSeq lists its product as hypothetical. The transcript has a single exon. The record is from RefSeq and is a predicted model, not a curated record. The coding region runs from base 1 to 2511 and encodes 836 amino acids. NCBI's taxonomy places the organism in Eukaryota, Apicomplexa, Aconoidasida, Haemosporida, Plasmodiidae.
AUGAAUAGCGAUAUAAAGAAAGACUUAAUAAAUAACUUACCUUUUAAAUUUAGUGACAUAAGUUUAAACUCUUUUGAAAAGAAAGAAGAAAAAGAUAAAUAUAAAGAUUAUAUACACGAUGAAGAUGGGGGGACGACUACAUGGGGAGAUUUUUCAAGGGAUAAGAUAUUCAACGUGAAAAAAAAAGAAAAACAAACAAAACAUGAUAAUAAAGAUUAUAGUGAUGAUAAUAAUAAUAUUAAUAGUAAUAAUAAUAGUAAUAGUAAUAAUUUGUAUCAUAGUGAUAAGAAUAAAAGAUUAGUACUCUUAAAAGAAAAAUUAAAAUACAACCAUUACUAUUAUACUGAGAAACUAGCCGAAAAAGAAUGGGAAAAGAAUUAUGACAAUUUAAAAAAAAAAAGUCAAAUGUUCAAAAAAGUAUUAGAAAAAGACAAUGAACAAAAUUUCUCUAACUUGAAUAUUAUAGGAAAUGAAAAAAUAUGUAAUAUCAAAAAAAAAAAAAAAAAAAAAAAAAAAAAUUUUAAAAAGGAACAUAAUAAUAUUUUAGUUCAUGAUACUUAUACUAAAUAUUCUUCAUCACUUAAUGAUCUUAAUGAUAUAAUAAAUAAUGAACAAGAAUAUAAUUUCACAAAUUCUCUAUUUCAAUCAUUUUCUAUGGAAGAACAAAAUUUAUCUCUAUUCAAAUAUACAAAGGAAAAUAAACAAGAUAAUGAAAAUAGUGUAAACUACAUAGGAUAUGAUAAAAAAGAUGUAUCUAAAGGAAGAAUAGAUGAAAUGAUAAAAGAAGAAGAAGAAGAAGGAGAGAAAAAAAAAAAAAAAAUAAAUACCCUUGAUAUAGUAAAUAAUGUUAUUAAUAAUAAUAUAAUUUAUGAUGAUAAUGUAAAUAUUCCUUAUUUUGAAGAUGAUGAUAACAAAUCAAAUAUAUUAGAUGAUAACAAAUCAAAUAUAUUAGAUGCAAACAUGUCAAAUAUUUUUGAAGAAGAUAAAGAACUUGAUUUAUUUUCUUCAUUUAAAGAUAUAUUUAAUAAUCAUAAGAAAAAAAUAAAACUUAUAGAUUACAACAAAAUAUUGAAUAAGAGUCUUUAUGACAACGUGGAAAAUGUGGAUUCAUUAAUUGGUCAAGAGAAAAGUAAAAAAGGAAAAAACGAAGAGAGAAACUUCUCCCAAAAACAAAAAAACAAAAACAAAAAUAAAAACAAUUUUAACAAUGUGCAAAGUUUGAAUGAACAUGAUGAAAAUGUCAUGGAUAGUUAUUUUGAGAAAAAAACAUCUGAAAAUAACGUUAAGGAAAUUAUUAAAAAUAUUAAAAUGCGCUUAGGCUUUUAUUCAAAUGAAGAAAAUGAUAGUCAUGAUAUUAAGUGUUUUGAAAAUAAUGAUGAUAAUAUAAACUACAACUUUAAUUAUAAUAAUCUUGUUAAUGAGGAAGAAGAAAAACAAAAUCUUGAAAAUUUAAAAGACAAUAUUAAUAUACCAUAUACAAGUAAAAUGAUAUAUGAAUAUAAAGAAUAUUCAAAAAAAAAUGACUGUGAUUAUUUUAAUAUAUUAAAUGAUGAAAAAGACAAAACUAAAAAUAUAUCAAAUGAGAUUGAAUUAAUAAAAGAAGAAAAAAAAAAUGACGACACUUUUUUUUUUAUAUCACACAAUGAUGAUGAUAAUUUUAAUAAUGAUGAUAAUAAUUUUAAUGAUGAUAAUAAGUUUAAUGAUGAUGAUAAUUUUAAUAAUGAUGAUAAUUUUAAUAAUGGUGAUAAUUUUAAUAAUGAUGAUGAUAAUUUUAAUGAUGAUGAUAAUUUUAAUAAUGAUGAAGAUCUAUUUUCUCUAUCCAUGUCAUCAAUAACGUUUGAUAAAAGAAAAAGUAUAAAAAAUAUGGAACGUAGGAAAAGUAUUGAGCGUCUGAGUAAUAAAAAUAAAAUAACUAUUAAUGAUGAUGAAAAUAAUAAAAACAUUUUAUCAAAUAACAUAAAUGUAGAACAUAAAAAUAUAAAUAUGGAUAAUAUAUCAGAUAAAAAAAAUAUGGAAAAUGAAAAUGAUGAUCUAUAUAAAAAUGAACAAAAUAUAAAACAAGAUGUUUAUAAUAAUGAUGAAAAUGAUAUGUUUAUAGAUUCAAUGUCAUCAGAGAAUAAAAAAAAUAUAAAAGAAAAUGAGAACCUCUUAAAGAACGCUAUGAAAAAAAACAAAGAAAUGGACAAAAAAGAAAAAUCAAAUACAUGUAUUUGUAAAUAUAUUGAUAAAUAUGACAUGCAGAAUUUAAUUGAUGAAAUUAAAAAGAAAAAUAAAAGUGACGUUGAAAAUUUAAAUAAUAAUUCAUAUUCAGAAGAUGAUGAUUGUUUUUAUGAAUUAUAUAAAUUUAUAUGUAGUAAUAAUAUAGAAGGAAAUAAUGAAUCGAUUUUUGAUGAUGAAAAUAUAAAUGUAGAAAGUGUAUCUAAUAAUAUUGAUAAUUACAUGCAAUCUAUUUUUAAUAAUCAAAUUAAAUAUUUGGAUAAUUUAAUAUCUCAAAUUUUUUCUCAGUCAUAA